UUUAAUAAUUCUGUGUUUGAGGCACCUGCAUACCAUCUUAUUUUGGAAGGAAUACUUAUUCUGUGGAUCAUAAGGCUUCUUUUCUCCAAAACAUACAAACUUCAGGACCGCUCUGACUUGACAGAAAAGGAAAUAGAAGAACUGAUUGAGGAAUGGCAGCCAGAACCGCUUGUGCCUCCAGUGCGAAAGGACCAUCCAGCCUUGAAUUAUAAUGUUGUCACAGGCCCUGCUAGCCACAUAAUAGUGGUGAAUGGUAAAACAUGCAUUAACUUCGCUUCCUUCAAUUUCUUGGGGUUGCUGGACAACAAACGAGUCAAGACAGCAGCCUUAGAGUCAAUAAAAAAAUAUGGUGUUGGUACAUGUGGACCACGGGGAUUUUAUGGAACAUUUGAUGUGCAUUUGGAGUUGGAAGACCGACUAGCCAAGUUCAUGCGGACAGAGGAAGCAAUUAUUUAUUCAUAUGGCUUUGCGACCAUUGCCAGUGCCAUUCCUGCUUAUUCUAAACGUGGGGAUAUUGUUUUUGUGGAUGAAGCUGCUUGUUUUGCUGUUCAGAAAGGACUUCAAGCCUCCCGUAGUAACAUUAAGUUUUUCAGGCAUAAUGAUAUGGCAGAUCUGGAGCGCCUGCUGAAAGAACAAGAAAAAGAAGAUCAGAAGAAUCCCCGCAAGGCACGUGUUACAAGGAGAUUUAUUGUAGUUGAAGGUCUCUACAUGAACACUGGGGAUAUCUGCCCUUUGCCUGAGCUGGUGAAACUGAAGUACAAGUAUAAAGUAAGGAUCUUUUUGGAGGAAAGCUUAUCAUUUGGUGUGUUGGGAGACCAUGGUCGAGGUGUCACAGAACAUUUUAGAGUAAAUAUUGAAGAUAUUGAUCUCAUCAGUGCAAACAUGGAAAAUGCCCUUGCUUCCAUUGGAGGAUUCUGUUGUGGAAGAUCAUUUGUUAUUGACCAUCAGCGACUGUCAGGGCAGGGUUACUGCUUUUCAGCAUCUUUGCCUCCAAUGCUUGCAAGAGCUGCCAUUGAAGGUCUUAACAUCAUGGAAGAUGAGCCAGAUAUUUUUCAGAUUUUAAGAAAGAAAUGCCAGCACAUUCACAAAGCUUUAAAGGGCAUUUCAGGGCUGAAAGUUGUCGGUGAGAGCAUUUCUCCAGCCUUUCACUUGCAGCUAGCAAGAAGUCUUGGAUCACGGGAGAGUGAUGUCAGACUACUUCAGGACAUUGUGGAAUAUUGCAUGACUAGGAAGGUUGCAUUAACUCAAGCUCGUUAUUUGGAGAAAGAAGAGAAAAAUCUUCCUCCACCUAGUAUACGAGUAGUUGUUACUGUGGAACAGUCUGAAGAAGACCUAGACUUGGCAGCAUCUCUUAUUAAAGAAGCAGCACAGCUCUUGAUACAUUAAAUAGACUGAACUUGGACUUGAUAUCCCUCCUGAUUGUAUUGGUGCAAAUGUUAAGAUUUACAGCGUACCAAGUCAGACUCUUCUUAUUUAUGGAGGAAUUUUGGGCACAGUUCAUUUUACAGCUGAUAAUGAAAUGUCAUGUUGUAGCACAAUGGGAAUCAUGCCAGAAAAAUAAGUAUGAUAAAAAGAAUUACACACACAAGCAGAAGUUUGGAAUUCCCAA
Protopterus annectens (West African lungfish) is the source of this 1609-nucleotide messenger RNA. It is a transcript of the gene SPTLC1, whose product is annotated as serine palmitoyltransferase long chain base subunit 1. Gene Ontology annotation, molecular function: pyridoxal phosphate binding; serine C-palmitoyltransferase activity. Gene Ontology annotation, cellular component: endoplasmic reticulum. Lineage: Eukaryota; Metazoa; Chordata; Ceratodontiformes; Protopteridae. Gene Ontology annotation, biological process: sphingosine biosynthetic process; ceramide biosynthetic process. The transcript has 14 exons. The annotation marks the transcript as partial. The record is from RefSeq and is a predicted model, not a curated record.